Molecule: messenger RNA, 1323 nt
Organism: Lachancea sp. 'fantastica'
Lineage: Eukaryota; Fungi; Ascomycota; Saccharomycetes; Saccharomycetales; Saccharomycetaceae
Source: the annotation of a GenBank genome assembly
AUGAUUGAACUUGAGAGGUUGUUUUCAUUCCAGAUCUUUUUCAUAUUUCUGCGAGAAUCGCUGGAAAUCAUUGUAAUUGUGUCCAUCUUGCUGACAGUGAUCAAACAAGCUUUACUGUCGAAUGAUGAAUCCACCGGCAGUGCUCGUCCUGGAGGCAGCGCGGAUGAUGUCGACGAAAGUGCGAGAUUGACUAUAGAAGAAGAGGAAAUGCUGGAUGGUUGUAACUCAGAAAUGUCGGGCCCCAGUGUGGAAAUUAACAAUCAGCAACUAUACAAAAAACUGAAGAUCCAAAUUCUGUCAGGUGGAGGCUUGGGCCUUCUGUGCUGCUUUUUGAUCGGUGGGGCGUUUAUUGUCGCAUUUUAUAUCAUUGGAACAGAUUUGUGGUCCGCAAGUGAACACUAUUACGAGGGAGUGUUGAGUACCAUUGCAUCGGUGAUCAUUUCGGUGAUGGGCCUUUUUUUCCUACGAAUGGGCAAACUGAGAGAAAAAUUCAGAGUCAAGCUUGCCACAAUCAUCUAUUCUGAUCGUGCCAAACUUUUGCAAGACAAUGGUCAAAAAGCGGUCAAGUUCACAGAAAAAUACGCCCUGUUCAUUUUGCCUUUUGUAACUGCACUUAGGGAGGGACUGGAAGCCGUAGUUUUUGUCGGGGGAGUCGGAAUAGAUCAGCCACUAUCGUCCAUCCCGCUGUCCAUGUUGUCAGCGGUAUUUUUCAGCUCCAUUUUCGGAUACUUUUUUUUCAAAUCCUCGAAGUCCUUCUCGUUGCAAAUCAGUUUGGUUGUAACAACGUGUUUUCUGUACUUGAUCGCUGCAGGGCUAUUUUCGAAAGGUGUUUGGCAAUUUGAAGUUCAACGCUACGUCAAUUUGUGUAACGGACAAGACAUGAGUGAAGUCGGCAGUGGACCAGGAUCUUACGAUAUCAGCCGCUCUAUAUGGCAUGUCAACUGCUGCAACGGGGAAACUGAUGGCUUUUGGAUGCUUUUUACGGCAAUUUUUGGCUGGACCAACAGUGCAACUUUCAGUUCGGUGAUAGCCUACAACGCAUACUGGCUCGUAAUCAUCGGUGCCAUCAAGACUUUACUAAUCGAGGAAAAAAUGGGCUACAUUCCAUUUUUACCUCUAAAGGUACAGCGACGCCGUAUUGAGAAAAGAUUGGAGGCAUCGAAAAAGGCAAUGGAGCUUCAGCAUAUUUCACAGGCCGCCUCCGCGUCACCAAUCAUUUCGAGCUCUCUCCAAGGAAGAAGGUCCAAAGAUAGUCAAACAAGCUCUACACCACUUAUUCAGGAUUCUAUAGGUAAUGCUAUAGGCAAAGUAUCUUCGCCUUAG